Molecule: messenger RNA, 575 nt
Organism: Erigeron canadensis
Lineage: Eukaryota; Viridiplantae; Streptophyta; Magnoliopsida; Asterales; Asteraceae
Product: dirigent protein 22-like
Exons: 1
Coding region: 4-570 (188 amino acids)
Source: RefSeq, a predicted model, not a curated record
ACCAUGGCAAGUAAUCUUAGAUUCACCACAUUCAUUGGCAUCCUUCUCGCCAUCCUCUUAGUCGGAAAAUCCCAACCUUUCUCAACUAGCUUGCCGCCCUCAACAUUCCGACUUGGGAGGCAGAACCUAACACGCCUUCACUUCUUCUUCCAUGAUGUCGUGGGAGGCCCAAAUGCAACCGCUAUUCGGGUAGCUGAAGCCCCGGUCACGAACACUUCCCCCACAGCGUUCGGGUUUGUGGCCAUAAAUGACAACCUUUUGACUGUUGGGCCCGACCCAAACUCUACCCGUGUAGGAAGAUCACAAGGAAUGUAUGCGUCUGCGGACUUUGAUGAAAUGAGCUUCAUGUUGGUCCAAAAUUAUGUGUUUGAAGACGAAAGGUUUAAUGGAAGUACUUUGAGUAUAUUGGGUCGAAAUCCUAUCUUGUCGUCGGUGAGAGAGUUUCCAGUGGUAGGAGGAACUGGUGUUUUUCGAUUCGCUAGUGGGUAUGCAGAAGCCCGAACGUAUUUCUUCAAUGCUACCAAUGGAGAUGCCAUUGUCGAGUAUAAUGUUUAUGUUCUUCAUUAUUAAUUUCU